AUGGAUGAAAACGAUAAUGAUAAUGAAAAUGAAAAUGAUCAGUUGACUGCUUUGUCAGAAUCGUUACCGACAAGAACGCUACAUCAAUAUAAAACAUUUAAUACACAAUAUAUUCAAUGGUUAAUUAAAAAUAAUAUUAGUGAAAAUAAUACAACUUAUGAUUCUUUACCUUUAUCAUCAAUUUUAAUUCAUAAAUUUCUUUUAGAUACAAUUAUUACUAAAACAAAAUAUUCAAAUAAAUUGUUACCUUUAUUAAAAUCAUAUAUUAAUAGUUUUUUUUUCCUACAAAAAAUUUGUAAAAUUCAUGGUAAUAAACAAAAUGAUAUUGAUACAUUAUAUUUGGAUGAAAUUAUUAAUUUACAUAAAUAUUGGUUCGAAUUAAAUGAUGAAACUUUAAAUUUACCAACUUUAUCAAUUAUUUCAUUUAAUGCUUGGAAUCCUUUUACACCACAUUUGAAAAAAACACAUUUUAAAUCAACUUUAGAAAAAUUGAAAUUUUUAGUCGAUUUUCAUUUAAUGACUUAUUUAGGUUCAAAUUAUUUAGAUAGAUCGAUUUUAAAAAUUCAUGAUUUUAAAUGUAAUGAUAUUAAUAAAUAUCAAUUAUUAAUAUCAAAUAACUCAAAUAAACAUUUAUUACCACAAAAUUCACCAAUAUUAUGUCCUUUUACCUCAAUUGCAACUUAUUUAUUUUUCAAAUUUUAUGGUGUUAUUGAUAGUUCAAAAGGUGAUGGUUUCCCAAAUUUAUUUAAUGAAGAAUUAAUUUCCUCAAUGGCUAUUAUUAAUGGAAGAUUAUUAUCAAAUUACCCAAAGGAUUCAACUUUAAAUUCUGCAUAUACUUCAAUGUUUAAAUAUUGUAAUCAACCUUAUAAAAGGAAAAAUUAUUUUGAUACUAUUGCAUUACCAUAUCCAAAUUUUAAUCAAGAACAAAUUGAUUCAAUGAGAAAUGAAUCAAGUUUUAUAGAUGGAAUUCCAUUUGAUAUAACUUCUAUUUUUAAUAUGAGAAGUCCAUAUCAGCCUUAUAAUUCUUUUAAUAUUAAUGAUUUCUUUAAGGAAAGAGGUCAAGUGAAACCACCUGAAUCUAUUGUAUUUCAAUUCUUCCCCGAAAUUGAAUUUUAUAAACAAAAGAAAAAUUAUAAUAAAUUAUCGCAAGUAUCAAGGGAUUUAUUGAAAACUUUGGAAAUUAUUAGAUUGAUCUUUGUUGCAAAUCUUCCAGUUAUUCAUAAAAUAUUCCCAAAUCAUGAUCUUUUCAAACAUUCAAUUUUUGAAAAUACUGAUAUUAUAUCAUUUUUAAAUGAUUCGAUAUUUCAAACUAAAAAUGUUUCGAAUAAAAUUUUACCUUUGGUGAAUUUAAAUAAUAUGGAUGAUGAACAAUUAUUCAAACAGUUAAUUGAAAUGCCAUCGAUAAAAAACUCCGAUACCACCUUGCAGCAACAAAAUCAGUCGGUGUCUUCCUCGUUGGUGCCAACUACGACUGUAUCGAUUGAUGAUGAUAUGCUGGAUGAAUUCAGAAAACAAAAUUUCCAAUUUGUUCAAUUUCAAACAUUAUCCAAUUUUAAAACAUUAAUAUCAUUUUUAACUAAGAUCUUUGAUAAUAUGUCCAUAAAGAGAUCAUCAAAGGAAGAAAUAUCUAAACAAUUAACAUUAUUGAAUGAUUCAAUAAUUGAAAGGAUUAAUAAUUCUACACCAAAAGAUAUCAAAGAUUAUUUCUUGAAAAAAGAAUUAAUUAAACAUAAGAAUGAACAACUAAUCCAAUACAACGACGAUAAUAAUGAUCAUGAAAAUGAUGACAGUGGUAAUGAUACUUCCAUGAUACUUCCUCAACCCAGAUUAUUGUCUGAUAGUGAAGAAUCCGAUACUUCAUCUUUGAGUGAUGAUGAACCUCCAAGUGAUACAGAGUCUAUGCAAGAAGAGUUAAAAUCGAUGAUAGAAGAAUUCGUUACAUCAAAAGUUGAUAGAAUCGUCUCUCAACAUUUAUCAAAUUUUGAAAACAAAUUGGAGUAUAUGGUUGAAGAAUUAGUCGAUGAAAAGAUUGAUAAAAAAUUACAAAAGAUCGAUUUUUCAAAAUAUAUAUCAAAGAGGAAAAUAUCAGACUUGGAUAUUGAUGAAUCUCUAGAUAAUAUACAACCUUUAAAAGUACAACGCACUAAUCCAUACAAAAAGAUAAUAGAAGAUUCGAAAUUUACAAUUAAAAAUACAGAUUCUAUCUUAACUUCAAAUGAUUCUCAGUCCACUCCAAAACAAAUGAGCAUCACACCGCAACCACAACCUCAAAAGUUUUCUAUGAACGAGAAUAUAACGGACAUAGAUGAUGUAAUAUUAGAAUGGUUUACACCCAAUCCAAAUAUGGGUAACCAGUGUGUUCAUUCCAUGAAUAAGACUCACGAUAAGUCAUGGAGAACUGAAUUUGAAUCAUUAUACAAACAAAGGAAACAAAUCGUCGAAUUUUAUGUGUAUCUGAUAAACACUGUAAAAUAUGACAGAUAUAAGGCCAUUGAUGUUUGUAAUGAAAUAAUGGAAAAGAACCACUUGUCAAUAAAGGAACUUUCAAAAUUUUUGAAAAGCUGGAAAAAGAACCACCAUUCCUCUUUCGACGGUAUUAUAUAA
Molecule: messenger RNA, 2604 nt
Organism: Maudiozyma saulgeensis
Lineage: Eukaryota; Fungi; Ascomycota; Saccharomycetes; Saccharomycetales; Saccharomycetaceae
Source: the annotation of a GenBank genome assembly